Molecule: messenger RNA, 578 nt
Organism: Histoplasma capsulatum G186AR
Lineage: Eukaryota; Fungi; Ascomycota; Eurotiomycetes; Onygenales; Ajellomycetaceae
Exons: 2
Coding region: 108-440 (110 amino acids)
Source: RefSeq, a predicted model, not a curated record
AGUCAUGAAAUUAUUAUUUUCAUUAAAAAUAUAUUAAUAUAAUCAUCAGUACUUAUUGGAAAUAACUAUAAUAAUCAAAUCUAUAUUAAUUGCUUCUUUCGUUUAUUAUGAAGCUUAUUGUUUUAUAUAUUGAGAUUAUUUUCUUAAUACAGCAAGUAUUAGCAAUAAAUGAAGGUGAAUUUAUCCAUACCAGCAAUAAUGAAGUUGUAAACAAGCAUUUAGCAUCGUACCCGCAAAAUAUCAAUGAUGGUAAAGUUUCUAUGUCAGAAUUAGAUGAGAAACCCCAGCAAUCUGCACCAGCGCCUAACUUAUUGGAUAUUCGGUUUAUUCAUUGUCAUGAUGUUGAAUGUGCAAACUCAUACCAGUGUUUGAUACAAGCAUGUGGUCCUUGUGUUGGCAUGGACCCAACCCAAAAUGGGGUUUGUACUGAUCUACUUUGAUACUUGAUUAAUUACUGAGAUUAUAUUUCUAUUAGUUAUUACUAGAAUUAUUAUUCAAUUUUAUAGACUCGGAAACUACAAUAUUUUUGUAUUUAUCGAUUUCCAUUAUUAAUUUAACUAUAUAUAAGUUCCUGAUAA